Molecule: messenger RNA, 1587 nt
Organism: Suncus etruscus (white-toothed pygmy shrew)
Lineage: Eukaryota; Metazoa; Chordata; Mammalia; Eulipotyphla; Soricidae
Product: solute carrier family 2, facilitated glucose transporter member 7-like
Exons: 13
Coding region: 1-1587 (528 amino acids)
Biological process (GO): monosaccharide transmembrane transport
Cellular component (GO): membrane
Molecular function (GO): hexose transmembrane transporter activity
Source: RefSeq, a predicted model, not a curated record
AUGCUCCUAGAGCUGUGGGUCCAGAGGCCGCAGGUCAAAGUCACACUGGCACCUGCAGUGGGGAUGGAGACCAAAGAGAGGGAGACUCCUCGGCACACCCCUCCCCGGGAAGGGGGCUUGCAACCCACACUGGUGCUGGCUACACUGAGCGCAUCCUUUGGUUCGGCUUUCCAGUAUGGGUACAACAUCUCCGUGGUCAACACGCCACACAAGGUCUUCAAGUCCUUUUAUAACGACACUUACUUUGAGCGCCACGGAAUCGGCUUGGAAGAGGAUCACUUGCUGCUCCUGUGGUCUUGCACCGUGUCCAUGUUCCCUCUCGGUGGCUUCCUGGGAGCGCUGAUGGUUGGCCCAAUGGUUGACAAAUGUGGCAGGAAGGGGACCCUGCUGAUCAACAAUAUCUUUGCUAUUGUCCCCGCCAUCCUCAUGGGCAUCAGCAAAGUGGCCAAGGCCUUCGAGCUGAUCAUCUUUUCCCGAGUUGUGCUGGGAGUCUGCGCAGGCAUCUCCUACAGUGCCCUCCCCAUGUACCUGGGGGAACUGGCCCCCAAGAACCUUCGUGGCACCCUGGGAACAAUGACUGAGGUGUUUGUCAUCGUGGGAGUCUUUUUGGCACAGAUCUUCAGCCUACAGGCCCUCCUGGGCAACCCUACAGGCUGGCCCCUGCUGUUGGCGCUCACAGGGGUCCCGGCUCUGAUCCAGCUGCUGUCCCUUCCCUUCUUCCCUGAGAGCCCACGGUACACCCUGAUUCAGAAGGGGGACGAGGAUGCUGCUCGCCAAGCCCUGCGGACACUGCGAGGCUGCUCGGACGUGGGCGCAGAGCUGGAGGAGAUGCGCGUGGAGGACCAGGCCGAGCGGGCCGAGGGCCGCCUGUCCGUGUGCAACCUCUUCACCUUCAGGGCUCUGCGCUGGCAGCUCGUCUCCAUCAUCGUGCUCAUGGCUGGCCAGCAGCUCUCAGGGGUGAACGCGAUCAAUUACUACGCCGACCUCAUCUACACCGCUGCCGGUGUCAACGCUGAACACUCGCAGUACGUGACCGUGGGCGCCGGCGUGGUCAACAUAGUGAUGACCAUCAUCUCAGCCUUCACCGUGGAGCGGCUGGGAAGGAAGCGCCUCCUGCUGGCAGGCUAUGGCAUCUGCGGCUCGGCCUGCCUCGUGUUGACCCUGGCCCUCCUCUUCCAGAGCCAGGCCCCAAAGCUGUCCUACCUCGGUGUGGUCUGUGUCUUCUCUUACAUCGCGGGACACUCCAUUGGGCCCAGCCCUGUGCCCUCGGUGGUGCGUACGGAGGUUUUCCUGCAGUCCUCGAGGCCGGCUGCGUUCGCGGUGGACGGAGCCACUCACUGGAUCACCAACUUCCUCGUGGGCUUCGUGUUCCCCUCAGUCCAGGAAUUCAUGGGCGCCUACAGCUUCCUCAUCUUUGCGGGAAUCUGCCUGCUCACAGCGGCCUACAUCUACGUGGUGAUUCCUGAGACCAAGGGCAAAACGUUUGUGGAGAUAAACCGCAUUUUCGCCAAGAGAAAUGGGGUGCAGUUUCCGGAACCUGGAGUAGAGAACACAGAAGUGGGGCCCACCCUGGAAACUGCCUUUUAA